AUCAAUUUAUUCGCCUCAUUCAUUAUUAUAACACUAUCCAUACUCACCAUACCAAUUAUCCUAACCAGCACUCCAAUCUACGAAAGCAAACUCUACCCACAGUACGUGAAAACUACCAUCUUCUACGCCUUUAUAACCAGUAUAAUCCCCACAACAAUAUUCAUUUCCUCAGGACAGGAAAUAGUCAUCUCAAACUGACACUGAAUGACGAUUCAAACUAUAAAAUUAUCACUAAGCUUCAAACUAGAUUAUUUCUCGAUAAUUUUCGUGCCCGUAGCCCUAUUCGUCACAUGAUCCAUCAUAGAAUUCUCAAUGUGAUACAUAACUUCAGACCCUCACAUCAACCGGUUCUUCAAGUAUCUACUAAUAUUCCUUAUUACAAUAAUAAUUUUAGUUACCGCGAAUAAUCUAUUUCAAUUAUUCAUCGGCUGGGAAGGAGUAGGCAUUAUGUCUUUCCUACUCAUCGGAUGAUGAUACGGACGGUCAGAUGCAAACACAGCCGCUCUUCAAGCAAUCCUCUACAAUCGCAUCGGAGACGUAGGCUUUAUCAUAGCCAUAGCAUGAUUCUUAAUUAAUCUAAAUACGUGAGACCUCCAACAAAUCUUUAUAAUUCACCAUGAUAACCUAAAUAUACCACUCGCAGGUCUCCUGCUAGCGGCAACUGGCAAAUCAGCCCAAUUUGGUCUACAUCCAUGACUACCCUCGGCCAUAGAAGGACCCACACCAGUAUCAGCCCUAUUACACUCGAGCACUAUAGUUGUAGCUGGAGUUUUCCUCCUAAUCCGAUUCCACCCUCUAAUAGAAAAUAAUAUGAUAAUACAAACAAUCACCCUAUGCCUAGGAGCCAUUACCACCCUAUUCACAGCGGUAUGCGCUCUCACCCAAAAUGACAUCAAAAAAAUCAUCGCAUUCUCAACUUCAAGCCAACUAGGAUUGAUAAUCGUCACAAUCGGAAUUGGUCAGCCAUAUCUAGCAUUCCUACACAUCUGCACUCACGCAUUCUUUAAAGCAAUACUAUUUAUAUGCUCCGGAUCCAUCAUCCACAACCUAAACGACGAACAAGAUAUUCGAAAGAUAGGAGGCCUAUUCAAACCAAUACCAUUCACCACUACCUCACUAAUUAUUGGCAGUCUAGCACUCACAGGCAUGCCAUUUCUUACAGGAUUUUACUCAAAAGACUUAAUCAUCGAAACCGCCAACACAUCGAACACCAACGCCUGAGCCCUGCUACUAACCCUAAUAGCCACAUCCAUAACAGCUGCCUACAGCACCCGAAUAAUAUUCUCCACACUUCUGGGACAACCCCGAUUCAAUGCUACAAUUUCAGUAAAUGAGAGCAAUCCAUUACUAAUCAACCCUAUUAAACGUCUACUACUCGGAAGCAUCUUCGCAGGAUACCUAAUAACUCUCAACAUUCCACCCACAACGAUCCCACAACUAACUAUACCACACCACCUAAAACUUACAGCUCUCACCGUAACACUACUAGGUUUCGUACUGGCCCUAGAACUCAGUACAACCUCACUAAACCUUAAAUUCAAACACGCAUCAGACCUGUCAAAAUUCUCAAACCUCCUAGGAUAUUUCCCCACCAUUAUUCACCGUUUGGUACCAACAAUAAACCUAGCAGCAAGCCAAAAAUUAGCCUCCACAUUAAUAGACAUAAUCUGACUAGAAUACUUACUGCCAAAGUCUAUUUCCCAUCUAAACAUGAAAUCAUCAAUCACUAUCUCUAACCAAAAAGGCCUGAUCAAACUGUAUUUCCUGUCCUUCAUAAUUACCCUGACCCUAGCCCUAAUCCUAACAACAGCUAAUUUCCACGAGUAA
Messenger RNA from Zalophus californianus (California sea lion), 1827 nucleotides. Lineage: Eukaryota; Metazoa; Chordata; Mammalia; Carnivora; Otariidae. The record is from the annotation of a RefSeq genome assembly.